AUGGCGUGUAUAAAAAAGACUUCGUAUUUUUGCGUGAUAUUUCUUGUUCUGUUUUCACAAGUACAAGCUUGGUGUACCUCCAGUACAUUCUGCGCACAAUCGCGAGGCGAAUCUUGCUGUGACGGAAAAUGUUCCUUAAAUUGUCCUUCUUGUACCUCUGAUAGAGACUGCCUAUUGGGCGGAUUCUGCUGUGGUCUCGAUGGAGCUCCUAAUCGCCAAUGUGCUAGAUCUUGUAUUGGAAUGUUGUGUAUAUCUGAUCGCCACUGCGCAUCAGGUGAAUAUUGUGAUUAUGAACACAAAACGUGUGCGGGUACUCGUGUUGAAGGAGAUUUGUGUUUCUCAGAUGGCGACUGUUCUAAUGGACAUUGUUGCGGUUCUAAUGACAAACAGUGUUUGGCGAAUUGUAUUGGACAACCGUGCAACUCAUAUCAUGAUUGUUCUACCGGACAAUGUUGUGAUGACGAUAAAAUAUGUAAAACACGAAAUUGCGAUACAGAACGUAAACGCGACUGGCAACUCGUAGUCAGCAUAGGUGCACCAAUUUUUCUUCUUGUGAUCUUCGCAAUGGCGUGGUUAUAUCAUGUAUUACGGUCGUCCGCAGCGACCUCGAGACGUCCUGCUGAUGAAGAAUUAACACAACUUGCAACCACAGGGGCCAUGGAUCUUGCGAGCCAACAAGAACAAGGCAAUUGCAAUGACAUGACACUUUAA
Molecule: messenger RNA, 711 nt
Organism: Paramuricea clavata
Lineage: Eukaryota; Metazoa; Cnidaria; Anthozoa; Malacalcyonacea; Plexauridae
Source: the annotation of a GenBank genome assembly